UCGUAGUAAACAAACUCGAUGUAAACAAACGUAAAAUCCCUUGAAUCUCACACAGUUACUGCUUUUGCCCCGUACAAAAUCCCUGGACUCCCCGGAAACAAGGGACACAAGCUAGAAAUAAGGGAAAACGAAGGAAAUAAGUCGUCCAUGAGCCGUGAAGCGUAACCGGGGGGUCAUAAUCAGGGCAGCAUGAAGAAGCGGCGGCGGCGAUCCUCGGGUGCACUGGAGCAGAACAGACUCACCAGACUCACUUACUCACUCGUCUUUUACACUCCUUCCUCCUCUUCCAAGACGUUUGCCGAGGAUUUACAAGCUCCAGAGGGAAGUUGCUUUGAAGGAAUUCCAAGAUGAGUGGACAGUCUCUCACACUCCCUACAGACGCUGAAAUUCACGACAGCAUCACCAACAUAGCAAUAUGGCUGGAGACGCACAGUCAUGCUGGGCCACAGCAGACACCUGAGGAGAUAACGGCCCUUGACCUGGCUGUAGCUGUGCCGGGAGAGUGCUUCUUCCCCGAGCUUUGUGCGGAAAAUGAAGAGGCCUCCCACGAAGAAGAGAAGGGAAUCCUCGUGUACACGGACAGUAGUGAAGAUAAGUACAUAUGGCUCAUGGGUGAUUGGCAUCCCCUGGAGAGAGUUCUGAACAUCACGUCCUCGAAGGCAGGAUGGGUACGGACAACAUGCUUAGGAGAGCGGUUGCUGGUGCUGGUGCUAACACAGCUUGACUACACAGCACGAGAAGCUGAAGCAGAAGUGCCUUAUGGGUGCUGCCCCUUGAAUGACCCUACAUACCUCCUGUGGCAUGAUCACAGGCCAUCUGGCAUGUGCUCUAUCAAAAGGAAAGGCACAAGCAUAUGGGGUGGAGAGGACGUGUAUGCAUGCGACACCCUGGACACCAUGUAUGUCCGCGAAUGUGCUCGGAGGCAGGGUCACUCGCUAGAACUUCUGCGCACCUUGACAUCUGAGAUCCCACCUGGCGAGCACCUAGGACUCUCUCAUCCAGUUUCCCUCAGCAUGUGCAAAGUACUGCUGAAGUUCAUUCAGGUGUACCCAGAGCUGCGAGACACACUAUGGACACUGGAUGAAGAUGGGGAAGUGUCUGGCACAGUGACCCUCAUGUUGGGUUCUCUGAUGAUGCGCGGGGCACUGCAUGGGGCUGGGGCUCUCUCACAGCCCCCUGUACCUAUGGAGGAGGCCCAGCAGCCAAUGGAGCAAGCAGACCAACCCAUGGAACAGUCCAACACACAGCAGGAGCAGCAGCAGGUCUCUCAGCAGAAAUCUGAGGCUGAUCAGCAGCAGGAGUCUGAACCAUGUGAUACAUCUUAGAAGACAGCUGAAUUCUGCUUAAAAUGUUGGUGGAAGGCUUUAUAAAAAAAAACAAAAAAACUUUGGACUAGCUAUUAUUUAUUCAAGUUUAAAAGUUUACAAGCAAUGAGUCAAAUGGUAUUUAUACAUGGUAGGAUUUAAAAGAUUUUGAAAAUUUUAUCAAAGAGUCUUUCAGAAUCAAUCUUAGGGAAAAAGUAUAUCAGACUUUUUAUAAUGCAUUUGAGUUCUUUAACACAAUAAGUCAUUUGAAUGAAAGAAAUGUAUGCAUUGGCAAUAGAGAGGAAGAGAAAGAAAUUUGUAUGUUAGUAUACACCUUCAUUUCUUGGUAUCAUUUGCAUGGUAAUAGAAUGUAAUAGUAUGCAUGCAUGAGUUUACACAGAUAAUGUGCUGUGGUGUAGAUGUAUACAUCAUGAGCUGGCCUAUGCAAAAGCUAAGGUAAUUAUUUCAUGGAUAUUCUCCUUUUAUAAAGUUUAGAAGUGAGAGCCAAAGAAAUUGCUAAUAGGAGUGUUGGUCUGGCAAUAGUGAGCGUAUACUUGGUUUGGCAUUGUUAUCUUAUUUCAGCUCCGGCUGUCACCUACACCAUUGCACCUCUUUUCUUUUGGGGUCUAAUUGUAUUUAUGUGACUUAUGGGUUUGGAUGGUUUAGGAAGGUUCAGCAGUAAUAUAUAUCAUCAUGAACUGUAUCGUUUAAUUUACAAAUAUUUUAUUUUUGAAAAGAAGGGUUGGAUUUUACAUCCUCCAAAUAGUGGGGUGAAAUGAAUACUUUGUAUGUGAGAACGAUGUUCCCAGAAGGCUGCUUAGAGUAACUCAGGGUAGAUAUGGCUGAUAUAGGUCAUGGUACAAAUUGCAAAUUGUCUUUUGUUAUCAUUUCUUUUCUUUUUUCUACUCUUUCUGUUUUCACCCUUUUUUUAUUGUGAACAGGGUGGUCAUUCUGACCAUGGUACAAAUUUGCAAUAAAUUGCUUAAUUAUGAACGUUAAUUGCUUUAUACAUUUGCUUUGUUCAUGUUAAUUGUCUUGCUGUUACUUUUUUAAAACAAAUAAUUCUAAAGUUAAUUGGAAUGACAUCAGCUGGUGAUAAAUGUGUGAUUUUAGGAAAGCUGGGAACAGCAUGGUUGUACUUGAGGAAUAGGGUGAUGGGCAUCUUCUUUAGGUAUUACAAGUCAUAUAUAUUUAUAGGAAGGAUUGCAUGAUUAUUUAUUAGAAUAGGCUGUACGGGAGUGUGGUGUCUCCUGAGGGGGCCAUCCUUGGUGUCUGACAAGGGAUUUAGAAAGGUAUUUCAAGGUGACUGUAUGAUAUUUAGGGAUGUUGUAACCAGUCUUAUAUCCAUACAUAGUGGAAAGUCUAAGGAGUAUGCAAAUAGUAGUCAUGUUAUUUCAUUGUCAGAGUGCUAAUGCACCAAAUAUUUUUUCUUCAUGGAAUUGCUGUUAGUGCCUGAUUUAUAAAACACUGAGAUCAUCAUAAUGCAAAAGAAUGAAUGAUGUAAGGACAUUAUGUAGUAGAUUUUUUUAUAUAGAUAUUUGGUGUCUGCUAUUUAUUUUUAUUUGUUUUUUUGGCAAGAAAAACAUAAGGACAAUAAAUAUCAAGGCCAUUAUAUAAUACAGCCAGGAUAAAAAGUUAGGAAUUUUUAAAGUGGGAAAUUUAAAUAUUUAAUAUAUAACAGAGGGUCAUACUACAUGUCCAUAUUCAAAACAGGUUGAAAAUUUCAAUGAAAUAUAGCUUACUGGUUGUGACUACUUUUAAGGAUCAUUAAAAAGGCAUAUAUUGAAAAACAGAAUAAUAACAAUUUAUGGGACAUGUAUAGGUGCUAAUUUCCUUUGAAAUGCGGCCUUUAAUCUAGGUGCUGAAAUCUUAAUGAAUAGAUCUAUUUCAAUGAGCUUGUGUCCUUCUGCCAUGCAUCACCAAUAAAUCUGCAUUUGUCUGCGUUCUUUUAUUCUGUUGGACUUAUUAGCUUGUUUUUAUUCCAUUAUUUUUUGUUGUCGUUGAGGAUAAUAUGUCUGAACCCAUGCUAAAAAUUUCCUUAACCUUUAGACAAAAUUUUUAUGUAAGUGAAUGUAUGAUCCAUUUUUCUUAAUAGAUAAAGAAAAAAAGGUAUUUGAAUAUAUACUUAUGCAGAUUUAUUGAGAUGUACAACACAGAAGACUAGUUAGCAUUUUUGUGAAGUGCUCCAACACUCGUGUUUCUGUAGGUGUGAACCGAGUUAGCAGCACAGUAGAUUGUUAAAGAAAAGCUCCUGUAGUUUGGGCAUGAUGUAGACUGGGUAGAUGCAGUUUAUAUAUUGGGUUUAUAUGUGUGAUUUAGAUUUGUAGUUAUUGUAGAACCAUUCACUUCAUUGUGAUAAUGGAAAAAAGAAAAAAAAAACAUUAAUUUAUUGAGAUGAAAGCAACAUACUAUAUACUUUUGUUUCAACUGGUCAAUAUAUUGUUUUAGAUAUGAAUAUUUCAUAAUGGUGUAAUGGUAGAAUUCAAACCAUAUUGUGAAAUGCUUGGGAGCUGUAUCAGUUCUUGGAUUAAGGAGUCAUGAAAUAUUUGGAAGGUUUGACUGUUAUAUGAUUAUUGUCUUCCAUAAUUGGCUUUUAUUUGGCUCUUGCAUGUUAGUAUGUAAUGGUGAAUUCUACUAUAUUAUCCCAUAUAGAGUAUAGAUUUUUAGAGGUAUAUAUUAUUUAUAGUAAUUAUGAAAGCAAAGCAUGUAUUGUUAUUGCAUGACUAAAAACAAGUUGUCUGAAGAGGAAAAAAUUUACUUAGUUUUUAGUAGUGUUGAAAAUCAUCAGGCCCAUUUGCUGUUACAUUUUAAAAUUCAUAGGAGCAUAUACGUGUAAAUUUGAUUUUGAGUAAAUCAUUGGAAGGACAAAGAAGCCUCACAGUGACAGGUCAAGCGUUAAAAAGAAAUCAGGAACUCAUAAUAUUAAGUUUGUAUACUGUAAAACAAAACAAAAGAAAGUUAAAUAUUAGAUAAUACUAACUGUCAUGGUUCCUAUAUUGUAUACUUCUAUAUCAGUAUUCAUAAAAAAAAGUCACUGGAAUCUGUUUAUAUGAGAAUAUAAGAAUAAUAACUAAAAGAAUAGAAAAAAUAAUUAUAUUUAUUUGGGACAGCUGAGGUGGUCUCGCUACCAUCCAGUUUGCCUGUAUUGUGAUACCAAAAUUUCAGGCAGAGUUUGGUUGAAUAAAAAGAAAAGAAAUAACAAAAAAAAAUUAAUAAUGUAAUAGUUGCACAAUUUUCAGUAAAAGCCAAUAUCACUGUUUUAACAAGAGCCACUAUUAAUGUUGUCACAAAAGUAUGAUUAAGACAUACCUAAGACAUUGUUGCUGUGUUCGACCACUUAUCAGGCCAAGGAUCAUAAGUGGUUAGAGUAUAUGCGUAAUUCAAGCACAUAUUGACAACCUUAUUUGAUGCAAGUUGUUUAUUCAAAUGGUUGUUAAAUAUCAAAACUGUGCCGAGGUGGUGACAAUCGUAAUGUAAAGGUUAUCAUGUGUUGUUAUGUACUGGUUUGUAGGGGUGUUUAUCUUGGGUUUGUAACCUAUAAAUUCUGAUUUCAGAAAUGAUUAACUUUAUUAAGUUAUCUUCAUUUGUGGCAACUGGCAAUAAUAACGAAAUGAAAAUUGAAAUGUAUUGUUAUAAAAGGUUUGUAGCUUGCCCAAUUUUGAUAUGUUAGAUUGGUGGAUUUACUAUUUUGCUGAAAAUAUGAAUUUAUUUAAUAUAUCUACAUAGAUAGAAACACAUAUCCUGAAAAAUAAUUUUGUUAAUGGAAAAAGGAAAGAAAAGUGCAGAAAAGAGUAAGUUUCAGCAUCUUAUUUGCAAGCCAUUUGUGAAUUUUCUUCCUCUUUCUUCUUUCUUUCUAUUAAUCUCCCUCCCUUCUUUCUUCUUACCACCCUCCUUCUUUCUCUACCCAUUCUCCCUUUUGAUUUCUUAAUAUGGCAAAAAUUGUCAGGACAUAAUUUCAAAGAAAAAAGAAAACUUAGACAGGUGAUCAAUUUCAUCCACAAAUGGAUAUCCCCUCCACGAGUUCCACAGGUUCUUUUGAUGAUGCAAUACAAUACAUUACCGUCAUUGAGACUCAUUUUCCCUCUUGGGUGCCAAUAUCAUUUACAGGUACGUUAUUUUAUUUAAAAGUCUGCCAUAUUUUAUUUUUAUCUGAUCUGUCUCUUUUUAUGUGACAAGUAGGAUAAAUUGCAAGUAGUUAUAAUUUUGCUUAUACAUUUAUUACUGCUUGAUCUUACUUGCGCUUCUCAAACGAAGUGAUUUUACCCGAUGCUGCUUAUACGUUUAUAUAUAUAUUGUUGAGGUUUUUAAUAGUGACUUGAAAAAUGGCUUCUUAAUUGUGUUGGUAAAUUUCAAUGCAGGCUUUUUUCUUUUCUUUUUUUUUUUCCUUUUUUUUUUCUUUUUUCUUUUUUGUAGUUAGAAAGUUGGGUUGACUUUUCCGUCUCGUUGGAAGUAGUUCCACAAGUGCGGUGACUUUGCUUUGCAAAUAUUUACUUUGUAAGCUGAAUUAUUGAGUUACCAAUACAUGAUAUGAAACUUUA
Messenger RNA from Penaeus chinensis, 5842 nucleotides. RefSeq lists its product as uncharacterized. The coding region runs from base 348 to 1325 and encodes 325 amino acids. The transcript has 7 exons. The record is from RefSeq and is a predicted model, not a curated record. Lineage: Eukaryota; Metazoa; Arthropoda; Malacostraca; Decapoda; Penaeidae.